Molecule: messenger RNA, 1796 nt
Organism: Galleria mellonella (greater wax moth)
Lineage: Eukaryota; Metazoa; Arthropoda; Insecta; Lepidoptera; Pyralidae
Gene: UGP
Product: UTP--glucose-1-phosphate uridylyltransferase
Exons: 7
Coding region: 106-1671 (521 amino acids)
Biological process (GO): glycogen metabolic process; UDP-alpha-D-glucose metabolic process
Cellular component (GO): cytoplasm
Molecular function (GO): UTP:glucose-1-phosphate uridylyltransferase activity
Source: RefSeq, a predicted model, not a curated record
AUAUGAUUGUCUUCAAAAUACCUAUUAAAUAAUUGAAUUUUUAAAGUUCUCUGUGUUUACAUCUUAAUUUGUGUUAUUAUUAGAUUUUAUAUACUUGAAGGAAUUAUGUCUGAUACGAGGGAAGCAGAUAAGAAGGAGUAUAAUGACAGAUUGCGUCCAGCGAUCCGCAGCCAUCAGCGCACCCCAUCAGGGUCGCGGGACUUCAAGGAGGCGACCAAGCGUGAUGCUCUCGCCAGGGUGGCUGUGGAGCUGGAGAGAUUGGUCAGCACCAUCCCAGAGAAUAGGCGGCCCCUCGUCGAGAAGGAGUUCGCCGGCUUCAAGAAUCUUUUCAGCAGAUUUUUGGCUGAACAGGGUCCAUCAGUAACAUGGGAGAAGAUCGAGAAGCUUCCAGAAGGCGCUGUCAUAGACUACAACACGCUGGAGACACCGACCACAGACAACGUGCACCACAUGCUGGACAAGCUGGUGGUGGUGAAAUUGAACGGUGGACUCGGCACCUCUAUGGGUUGCAAGGGCCCCAAGUCGGUGAUACAAGUGAGGAAUGAGCUCACGUUUUUGGAUCUGACUGUGCAGCAGAUAGAGCACCUGAAUAAAACGUACAAGUGCAACGUGCCACUAGUGCUGAUGAACUCGUUCAACACGGACGACGACACGCAGAAGGUGAUCCGCAAGUACCGCGGACUCAAGCUCGAGAUACACACAUUUAACCAGUCGUGCCAUCCGCGCAUCAACCGCGAGUCGCUGCUGCCCAUCGCCAAGACCGGCGACGUGCACUCCGACAUUGAGGCGUGGUAUCCACCAGGUCACGGAGACUUCUACGAAUCCUUCUACAACUCUGGCCUCCUGCAGAAAUUCAUCAAAGAAGGUCGCACAUAUUGCUUCAUCAGUAACAUAGACAACCUCGGAGCUACUGUCGAUCUGAACAUACUAAAUCUACUUCUCAACCCUGAGCCCCAGCGUUCCACGUCAGAAUUCGUGAUGGAAGUCACAGAUAAGACGAGAGCUGACGUCAAAGGAGGCACGUUGAUCCAAUAUGAGGACAAACUCCGCCUCCUCGAGAUAGCCCAAGUACCUAAAGAGCAUGUAGAUGAUUUCAAGUCAGUGAGCCAGUUUAAAUUCUUCAAUACCAACAACUUAUGGGCAAAACUUGACGCUAUCCAGCGGGUAGUCGAGCAAGGCUCCCUAAACAUGGAGAUCAUAGUGAACAACAAACAUUUAGGCGAUGGACUGAACGUAAUUCAACUAGAAACUGCUGUGGGUGCUGCCAUGAAGUGCUUCGAAGGUGGUAUAGGAGUUAACGUGCCCAGGAGCAGGUUUUUGCCCGUCAAGAAGACGUCAGACCUGCUUCUCGUCAUGUCGAACCUGUACAGCUUAUCUCAUGGCUCGUUGGUCAUGUCUCCGCAGAGGAUGUUCCCCUCGACACCACUCGUGAAGCUCGGAGACAAUCACUUUGCGAAAGUAAAGGAAUUCCUGAACAGGUUCGCAGCGAUACCUGACCUCAUAGAGUUGGAUCAUUUAACAGUGUCCGGAGAUGUUACAUUCGGUAGAGGAGUGUCCUUGAAGGGCACAGUGAUCAUAAUAGCGAACCACGGGGACCGAAUAGACAUACCGUCAGGGGCUCUACUUGAAAACAAAAUUGUAUCUGGCAAUCUACGCAUUCUCGAUCAUUAGAUUUGGAAGAAACAUUGUCUGUGUAUGAAGUAGACAUUUGCACAAAAAAAAAAAGUUGAAACAAAUCACAAGAACAGUUCCUAUCUAAUUAAAUUAUAGGUACUAAAAUAAAAUGUACAUGUUUA